Messenger RNA from Aspergillus pseudotamarii, 1440 nucleotides. Its product is annotated as MFS transporter. Gene Ontology annotation, molecular function: transmembrane transporter activity. Lineage: Eukaryota; Fungi; Ascomycota; Eurotiomycetes; Eurotiales; Aspergillaceae. Gene Ontology annotation, biological process: transmembrane transport. The record is from RefSeq and is a predicted model, not a curated record. Bases 1 to 1440 code for a protein of 479 amino acids. The transcript has 4 exons.
AUGGCAGUGUUGGGUAGCGACCCGAAGCCUUGGGGCUAUCGAUGGCGCUCGUCGAGUGUGUUUGUGGUGUUCUGCAUCACAGUUGCUGUGUUCUCUGAAACCUUUCUCUAUGGCUUCAUGGUUCCCAUAUUGGGCUAUAUGAUCACGGAUCGCUUGCAUAUGGAUCCAUUUUACAUCCAGCAUACUACCUCUGCAAUUCUGGCCAUCCACGGGUUCAUCGCAGUCAUUGCCAGUCCAUUAAUUGGCCAUCUCAGUGAGCGGUUUUUGACCAAUAGACGAGGACCUCUAUUGAUCUCACUCAUUGGGGCGAUUACUGGAACGGCUCUAGUUGCCGGUUCUCACUCCCUUGGCAUCCUAUUUCUAGGCCGAAUCCUGCAGAGCCUUUCCGGAUCAGUGGUUUGGAUUGUCGGUCUCGCGACAGUUGCUGACCACGUCGCCGAAGACCACAUGGCCAAAACAAUGGGGACAGUCGACUCGUUUAUAUCGGCUGGUACGAUUGCCGGGCCGGUGGUGUCAGGCUUCGUCUUCAAGGAAUGUGGGUACUGGCCGACGUGGGCGGUGCCGCUUGUUGUGUUGGCUCUGGACCUGGUGGCACGUUUGGUGAUGAUUGAUUCCCAGCAUGGUCAGCAGGUACUCAAUGACCCUGACGUGCCAAACAGCCCAUCGACUGCGUACUUGGCGGAAGAAAGCCGUAGCCUUCUAUCAGAUACGACGGAGGGUCACGAAUCUGUCGCAGCUGAACCUCUGAAGCCGGACACAUCUAAUGGGCCUGCCAGCUUUUAUCGAAUUAUGCUCAAGAAUGGCCGGGUCAUCACAGCGCUGCUCACUUCAAUGGGCAUUACAACAGUGAUGGUUAGCUUUGACGCCACACUUCCAUUGCAUGUCCACCGAACCUUUGGUUGGAAUACGGAACAAACAAGCGUCUUGUUUCUUAUCUUGCAACUUCCUUCCAUAUUUAUCGGACCUUUAGUAGGCUGGCUGCGGGACCGUGUGGGAACACAGAUUCCCACCGUGAUUGGCCUGUGUGCGCUGGCACCCUGCCUAUUGCUUUUAGGUGUUCCAGGGGAUCCUCAGUUUCCUUGGGCCAGUGUAGACAGGUAUGGACCCAUUACGUAUGUGAUCACGAUUUUUGUGAUCGGGAUUGUGAUUCCGUUCCUUGGGGGCAUAGGAGUUCUAGAGGUGACUGCGGUGGUCAAGGGACUCACAGCCCAGAAUCCCCAAAUCUUUGGACCCCAGGGUGGCCAACCUCGGGCGCUCUCGAUGGCCGGCGUUGCUGCCAACUUGGCUAUGAUGCUCGGCCCAGUCAUUUCUGGUUUCUUAUCUGAAGCCGUCAGCUACUAUCAUAUGAACGUAGUAUUCUGUGCUCUGUUAUGGUUCCUUUCACUCAUGUUCUGGGUCUUUGGAGGUAGCAGGAACAUGGGCCCGGGCCACCACCUAUAA